ACCCACCUCACUCUUCAACUCACCAUCUAUCUCACUUGCUGGACAGGUCAAGAUCAAGGUCAGGUUCGCUCAACACUUGCUAGCAUUCCUACUUUUCGUACCAUACUAUCAUACUAUUGUCCUCGGUAGUUGGAAGCUUCAUGCCUCGUACCGCCGUAGCCCCUAUGCGUCUCCGAGGACUCACAUUCAGCAUUCGCCACACGCCACGGUUAUGCGCGCUUGAGAAACCUGAUAUCUGCCCAACUUUGGUUCUCCAACGCCACAAGUGGCUGAUGGCCAGCUAGCUCGUUGAGCGUGUCCAGACUCUAUGCAACUAUUCGUGCGACUGCCCGCAUUCUUCCGCUUCUGCUUCACCACGCUUCCAGCGUCAAAAUGCAGACGCUGCUAUAUCCGUUCGUAUUGGACAGCAAAUGUCUUGCCAACUAUACCCGUCAAUAAACAAGUACCCCGCUGUGGAUACGCUACUACAGCCAUGGGCUUGUCAACGGGCUGUUGUCUAUCUAUUGCCCGGUGCGGUCAAGUCCACCUUGGACCGCUGAGAACCGAACUCCACAAACGGCGUUAUCGAAAAGUAAAAAUCCCAUGUCCGUCUGAUGGAGAAACAGCAGCCUCCCCGUUUAGUCAUCACGGUCAGGAUCAUGGCAGUCAACACCUACCCGAGUACACCUUUUCAGUUGGUCUCAGACAUGUAGCACUGUUUCGGGAAGCCCGAAUAGUCAACGACGUGGAGCGAAUUACUGCUUUAGACACUCAACUCUCGCUAAAGCUACUCAGAUUACGCACGUCUCAGGUUUGUCUGUAGUCAAGAUGCAGACGCGAACGAAACUUACAGUAGUCUAAUAGAUGCUUGGAUAGGAUCGUCCAAGAUAUACUUCAGCUGUCCGUAGACAUUGGAAGACAACACAUGCGCGCGUGAGCUGGUCGUGAUAGACUUGACACCACUGCAUACGUGAGGCCCUCCCCCUAGGAAAUAAUUCGUUCACAA
Molecule: messenger RNA, 985 nt
Organism: Cucurbitaria berberidis CBS 394.84
Lineage: Eukaryota; Fungi; Ascomycota; Dothideomycetes; Pleosporales; Cucurbitariaceae
Exons: 1
Coding region: 308-802 (164 amino acids)
Source: RefSeq, a predicted model, not a curated record